Molecule: messenger RNA, 1357 nt
Organism: Eptesicus fuscus (big brown bat)
Lineage: Eukaryota; Metazoa; Chordata; Mammalia; Chiroptera; Vespertilionidae
Gene: NCR3
Product: natural cytotoxicity triggering receptor 3
Exons: 6
Coding region: 617-1291 (224 amino acids)
Biological process (GO): natural killer cell activation; immune response-activating cell surface receptor signaling pathway; positive regulation of natural killer cell mediated cytotoxicity
Source: RefSeq, a predicted model, not a curated record
GUCAGUGAGCUCCCACAGGGGAAGCCACACUCAUCCAGAAGCCAGGCUCAUGGCUGGCCCGCCUCCGCGGAGCGCUAAGGAGCAGCAAGCCAAGCAUUUGAACAGAGAGGCUGUUUGAGUCAGAGAAGCUUUUCAGAAGUUGUGGAAGGCCACAGCAAAGAGAAAGGGAGGCCUUUUUGUCCUGUUUUCACACUCACAGACGCGUCAGCAGUGGAACCGGACUCCAGUGGGGCCGCCUGCAGCCGCUGCCUGGGCCGCGGGGUAGCGCCCUGAGAGCGAGUGUGCCCUCCGCAGGAGGCCCACGGCAGCCCCACCCCAGCCACUGAGUGGUGACCGCCCCUCCCUGCCCGGACUGUGGGCUUCUCACAGUUGAGUGGAAGACACAAUUUUCUCUACAUUGACUCCGCGUGGUGACAGGUGUCGAUGGGACAAGGCAAGGGCCUCUCCUCGGCCAUGCAUUUCCUGCCCAAGGCGCCAGGAGGCCAGGUGCUUGGCGAGUGAUGUAGCCCUGUGUGUCACAGAAGGCUCCACCGGCGUUGGGUGACCAAGGCUGCUCAGCGAGGGCCGCUCCUCCUCGGCCAGCCUCGCUGCUCAGACCCCUCGUCCGUCCGCCAGAAUGCCCUCCCACGCGGCCUGGACGCUGCUGCUCGCCUUCACCACGCUCCAUCCAGCAUCCUGUGUUCUCCGGGUGUCCCAGCCCCCUGAGAUCCACGCCCGCGAGGGUGCCGCUGUCCUCCUGCCCUGCUCCUUCAAUGCCAGCCAAGGGACACUGGCCAUUGGCUCUGUCACAUGGUACCGGGAUAAGGUGGCCCCGGGGAAGGAAGUGAGGAAUGGGACCCCAGAGUUUAGGGGCCGCCUGGCCCCUCUUGCCUCUUCCCGCUUCCUCCGUGACCACCAGGCGGAGUUGCACAUCUGGGAUACCCGAGGCCGAGACGCCGGCAUCUACAUGUGCAGGGUGGAGGUGCUGGGCCUGGGUGUCGGGACCGGGAAUGGGACUCUGCUGGUGGUGGAGAAAGGACCGCCUGGGCCAGGGGCCCUCACAGCCCUCCUCCUUCGGGCUGGAUUCUAUGCCUUCAGUUUCCUCUCCGUGGCCAUGGGCAGCACCAUCUAUUACCACGGCAAGUGUGAGUCCUGGAGCCGUGAUGGCCGAAGAGAAGGCGGAGCAGCGAGCGAGCUGGAGGGGACGGAGACAGAGGCCAAGGCGAGAGGAGGGUCGCAGCACCAGGGACUCGGCCACCUCACACCCAGGCCACUGCCGCCUGGGGACACUGCGCCUCUUGGAUGCCUCUGAUGAGUGAUUCCAGACCCCAGUGACCCCAGCUCUUCAGGGGACCCCAAUAAAUCGGCCCACCACUGA